GGUAUUUCGAGGCUCUAAGUGUAACAAACCAAGUACAACAUUGUCCUAUCAAAUGGGAUGUAAAGCGAUAUUCUAGUGUUUCAAGAGAGCCACACCUUAUCUAUAGAUACGGACAGGGGUUAUUGUGAUUGGAUCAAACAUGAUAAGUUUGGAGAUUUCUUUAUUUGUUGAUGAAAGCUCCUUGGUCUUACAGUUACACAGCAUGCAUUUACAGUACAAUCCUGGGUACCAUCCUGGAAGUAGUUCGGUCCUAUGUUCGCUUCUGCUACCAUAAUCUGAAUAGCAGAUAAGCGACUGUGUAUAAUAGAAGUGGUCGCUAGAAGCGACUGUAUAUAGUGUAUAAUAGAAGUGGUCGCUAGAAGCAACUGUAUAUAGUGUAUAAUAAACGUCGGAGGGAGAAGCGACUGUAUAUAGUGUAUAAUAGAAGUCGGAGCGAGAAGCGACUGCAUAUACUAGUAGUGUAUAAUAAACGUCGGAGCGGACUACUAUCCGGAUGGUACCCAGACUAGUGUGUGACCGCUUAUGUGAUGCAUAUAAAUCUUCUUUUUUUUUCAGGAGAAUGAUGUCAUGGCCUCUUAUCAACGUGACCUUUUAGUUCUAGCGUGCACAAGCCGUGCCACCUGAGGGACAUGGAGAUAUAAUAAAUCUUUUAUUAUGCGAAAAGACAUAUGGUCACGACAGUGACAAGCAACGGACAAUCGUUGACACCCCAUAAUACUGUACUAACUGAUUCGGACAAGCAUCAAGCUUUACAGAGCAACACUGGUAAUAAGUCUCCUGAAAGUAUGGCGCUGGUGGCAAGGUUAACUUCGCGAUUGAGCGCUAGAUUGCUAGGUUUCCUAGUUUCGCUACUGUUUCUUGUGCUGAUCAACUAUGCACACUUCGGAGUCCUGCUUCGCUACUUCUGGCCAGAGAAACCUCCCGUUAACAGAGAGAGUUGCACCUGCCAAUGCUGGGACACCAUCUUCAAAGGCACGUACGAGACGGGCAUGGGGCACUACAAACACCUGUACUUCAACGUCACGUCGCAGACUCUGAAGAUAUGGACGGUAACGGUCGCCGCUGUCAUGCUGACGUACGAAUGCGUCACUUACGUCGUGCACGUCGCGCUGACGAGCAAGAUCAGAGCGUCGAUGUUCGUCCUCCUUCUGGCAGUCGUUCACUCCCACUACUACUCGUGGUGGGUUUUCCUCGGGUAUUACAACGACGAUUUCUACUCGCAGUGGUGGCAUCAGCUGGUCUUCACGUGUACAGAGAUGAUGUCUACGGUCCUCGUGCUGAAGCAACUAGACCAAGCUGUGCCUCUGUCCCCUCGACUGCUCCUGGGUACCGCUGGUAUCGCCGCGUUUCACGUUCUUGCAGCGGGGAAAGACCAGUUCAUCCAUAACGUCCUGUUGAGGCAGGGGGAGUUCCACCAGGUGUACAGGGACAGUGCGUUAAUGGUGUCGGAUGUGGUGUACCUGGUCGUGACGUCAGCAGAACUAGUGCGGCUGUGGUGCUGUGGGGAGUGCUCCAGGGAUGACGUCAGGAUGCUGAGGCGUGACGUCAUGUUCUGCGCUGUCGUCAUUUUUGGACUCCUCGCGAUGUUGUCUUUCCUUUGA
This is a messenger RNA of Branchiostoma floridae (Florida lancelet), 1601 nucleotides long. RefSeq lists its product as uncharacterized. NCBI's taxonomy places the organism in Eukaryota, Metazoa, Chordata, Leptocardii, Amphioxiformes, Branchiostomatidae. The transcript has a single exon. The record is from RefSeq and is a predicted model, not a curated record. Bases 669 to 1601 code for a protein of 310 amino acids.